AUGUUUCUGGUGCGAGUGCGAUGUGGCUGCAUUCUUGAUUUUCUUUGCGAGCAAUUCUGCCUCACAAAGUCUUCAGUUUCAAGAAUGCUAAGUGCAAUCAUCGAUUCAGUCUACACUAAAGUGAAAGAUAUAGAUAUUUGGCCCUCAAAAAGGCAAGUUCAAGCGUUCAUGCCAGAGGCUUUUGCCUUAAAAUAUCCAAAUUGUAGGGCAAUUCUGGUUUGCACUGAAUUUGCGAUACAAAAACCCUCCAAUCCUCGUGUUCAGCAGCUAACUUUUAACUAUUACAAAAAUAGAAACACCGUAAAGGCAUUGAUUGCCAUUACACCUUCUGGAGCUCUAUCAUAUAUAUCAGACCAGUGGUGUGGAGGGGUUUCCGACAAGCAACUUUUCUUGGAAAGUGGACUGUUGCAGCGUAUUCAAAAUGAUGAUAUCCUUGCUGACCGAGGAUUUUUAAUUGCAGCAGAAUUGGCUGCAAAGAACUGUAGAUUAAUAAUGCCUCACUUCUUGAAGCAAAAUAUACAAUUCACAGUAACAGAAAGGAAUCAAAAUCAACAAGUAUCUAAUUUACGUGUCCACGUUGAGCGAGCCAUCUCACGCAUAAAAAAAAUAUCGAUAUUUCCGAGGUCCUAUCCCCAGGCAGUGUUUUGGAGAAGUCAACAAAGUUCUUUACAUUUUGGCAUUUUUUACAAAUUUUUCUAA
Molecule: messenger RNA, 699 nt
Organism: Uloborus diversus
Lineage: Eukaryota; Metazoa; Arthropoda; Arachnida; Araneae; Uloboridae
Exons: 1
Coding region: 1-699 (232 amino acids)
Source: RefSeq, a predicted model, not a curated record